CAUUUUAAUUUAAUCAACUAUCGACUGUAACACGUAGGUCGUAGAGCAUAACUUCAAUAUUAAUAAAAAUGUAAUAUGAAAGAGCUCCACACGCAGUUUCAUGCACUCGCUCCAUCUCACUCUCUCGUAUUCGUGCCAUAUGUCGCCUUAUCUCUUUACGUGGACUCGUGUCGGUUCGAGACUCGUUCGGGUGGACUCGCCGCGCCACGCCUCCGCGCCGCGCGGUACCUAUGCUCUAAUCAUGUCCGCAUGUCCGUCAUGUUCAACGCGUUCGUAGUUCCUGCAUAACAGUACACUUGGAAUGGAAAUGGAACUGUCUGAACAUGUUAAUUUUGACAAGUCGGAUUGAAUGAUAUAGUUCCAUAUGAGGACAUAGUUCCAGGAACUAUUUAGUUCCGGAACUACGCAUGUCUACUUCAGAGUUCAGAAAAGAAUUGAUAGGUAACUUAAAUUAACUGUUUACUGUUUGAAUGAAUUUGUAUUUAUAAUGGAUGAAAAUAAGUCAGAGAGCUUAAAUUCUAUAAAGAACAUAAUCUUAGAUGAGCGGCGUUUAGUGACAUACACAUCCAUUAGUAAAGAAUUGUGCAUUCAUGUAAAUAAGGCGAAAAUAUUUUUGAGAGAAUUUGUUGAUGAAUUGAGAAAGAACAAGCCGAAUGUUGGUCUUUCAGUCAGCUACAUUAUCUCGGGAUCCUUAAAAAACAAUAAACUUCUAACUAUUCUUGUACUAGAAGAAGAAUUAGUAAGCGUGAAAGACAAAUUCAGUACAAUAUUCUUUGAGCAUAUUUAUAGUGUAUGCUACGGCCAUUGUACAAGUAUAGAUAAAUCAGCAUUUAUAGCUAUAAACACCUUCGAAGAUUAUUUGUUAUGUAAAGGUACAGUCAAAAACAAUAUUUGUUCAAAGAGAUCUUAUGAAGAAAUAGGCACUUUAAAAUUUAAGAGCCAGGAAGUACCCGAGAAAAAUCUGAAAAACUCCAUAAAGAAAGAUUCGAAAAACAGUAUUAAAGAAGAAAAUCACAAUACACAGAAUGAAGUGAAAACUAUUAAAGAUCAUGAUAAGAAAACAGAUCCUGUAAAAUCUGAAAUUCCAUCACCAAAGUACAAUUCUGUUACUAACAAUAAAUCUCUUGAUAAAAAAAGUAAUGGAAAGUCUAAUGGGAAUAUAAUGGGAUUUUUAUCAAAAACACCAAAUGUUAAAAUGGAUAUUAACAAGAAAGAUAAGGGAGAUAUUGAAAACAAAACAAAAAUAACAAAAAAAUUUGAUAGAGAAGAAACAAACAUUGAUGAUAGCUCUAAAACCAAUGGAACUGAAAUUAAAUUGACAGAGAAGAAGUCAGUAAAUAGUAUAAUCGCACAAAAAAAUGAAGCAUCAACUCAAAAAAAAGACAUCAAAGUGGAGAAAAUAGAUAUUGAAGUUAAAGUAAGAAAUAAAAAAACUAACCAGGGGAAUUCUUUUGGAAAGAAACGCAAAAGAGUAUUGCAUGUUUCUGAUAGUGAUAGUGAUUGUGAAAAAUCAGAUUCAUUGGCAGAUGAAAUUACUUUGGAACGUGAAUCUGAAGAUGAAAUUCCACCAACUCCAUCAGCUACCAUUGUUACCAUAACACCUGGGCUUGUUAAUGCAAAAAAGAGGAGAAAAAUCAUAGAUAAAACUUAUACAGAUGAAGAAGGAUUUAUGUUAACCAAAAAAGAAGAAAUUUAUGAGAGUUGUUCAGAUGAUGAAGUGCAUACAAAAGAGAAUGUUGAUAUUAAAAAACAAGUCACCGUUGAAACCACUGCUCUGAAAAAUGUGCCAAUAAAGCAAUCAAAAAAAAAGUCUUCUCCAUCACAAAAACAUAAACAACCAACCAUGAUGAACUUCUUUAAAAAAGUACCAAAUUAAAUACCAUCCUAUGUAACCAAAUCAUGGAAUAAAAUAAUUAUACCAUCAAGAUAUAGUGGAUGCCAGUUCAAUUGUUUUAAUAAGGAUCCAAUUCUCUACGUACAUUUAUAUACUUACAGAAUGUAAUAGGUUAACCUUCAAUAAGCGCAGUUGGCAUUAUAAUUUCUAAAGUUUGUUUAGGUAAAUGGAAAUAGGGAAGACAAGGUUGAGAUAAUUCUGCUAUCAAAUACUCAGUAUUUAUAUAAAAAAGAAAGAUAAAUCAGUUCAGUGCAAUAUUUUCCCAGUUACACUGAAAAUUUCCUUUUUUAAUUUAGUAACUAGUGAUGAGCUUUUGUAAUAUUGUUAUCAUUAAAAACAAUCAGGAAAAUUUUUACAAGUUCCACUUUUAUACUAAAAAAUGACAACAACAAAAGUAUAAGUAGGUAGCAAAAUUUUAAUCUUAUUGCUAGUGAUGAUGUUCUGACUUUGAACAGCAAGUUAGGAUCGCUAAUACUUACGAGUCAUUAAUUUCAUUAUUUCAUGCCAAUAAUUUCCAACAGUUGUAAACCAAAUAUUAAACAAAAAAAAAUAUUGCACAUACCGACAUAAUAUAUUCAUGUACAGAUAUAGUUUGAUCCCUCCUGGCUGAGCCCUUGCUUACCUACCUAUCCUGGUGAAACUAGGAAAGCCUCCGAGAGAACAGUAAUCUUUCAAUCGCAAAAAAAAAAUGUUUGACAGCUUUGUUAAGGAUUAUCGAAUGUGAUCUGAAUCAGAUAAUGUAGAUGAUUGUAACAUCAUUAUUUUUAUACAUUUUGAUAUUAUGUUUUCGAAUCUUUGCACCCUUGAAUUUAUUACAGUUACGCUAUAUAUCUGUAUAGCCUGUAAUUCUGUGGAUGGAAGGAUUCUUUAAGAACUUAUUACACUUGUUUUAUGUCAUUAACUUUACUGAAUUCAUUCACACUGCAUGCCUGUGUGGUAUGUAUAAAAUGGCCAGCAUAAACUCAUAUUGGUGUGUCUCUACUCAACUACAAGUAAAAAUUUAUAAUUUGAUGUUAAAUUUUACAGUGUUAUUUGCUAAUGAAGCUAUGUUGGUAUACUAUUUUUACUGGUGGUAGGACCUCUUGUGAGUCCGCGAGGGUGGGUACCACCGCCCUGCCUAUUUCUACCGUGAAGCAGUAAUGCGUUUCGGUUUGAAGGGUGGGGCAGCCGUUGUAACUAUACUUUAGACCUUAGAACUUAUAUCUCAAGUUGGGUGGCGCAUUUACGUUGUGGAUGUCUAUGGGCUCCAGUAACCACUUAACAACAGGUGGGCUGUGAACUCGUCCACCCAUCUAAGCAAUAAAAAAUAAAUGCUGCUACAGUUGGUUGUGUUAUAUUAUGUGUUGAUUUGCCAUAAUUAUGCUGUAGUAGAUUAGAAGCCACACAUUAUUUCAAACUGUAUUGUAUACAUAGCUAUUAUGGAAAGCAUAGUAGAGAGAGAAGUCUGUAAUCAGGUUCCAAUAAAGUAAUUAAUUAUAUAUUACAGUUUUCUUUCAAUUUACGAAUUUUCCAAUGGUAAUGCCUUAAUGUCACACGAUUUUAAUAAACAGUGUACUCCUAGUCUGCCAUCUAUCACAGCCAACAAGGGCUUGUUGGCUGUGAUAGAUGCUGUUUGUUGUACUUAAAAACAUCCAAUAGUGCUUGUGUGUAAGAUAUUCUGCUUGUAUUCAUGUACUUAUGAGAUUGAGUAGGUGAAAUCGUUGUUAUAAUGUAGAAUUUAAAAGAAAGAAAAAUAAACAAAAUAACAAUA
Bombyx mori (domestic silkworm) is the source of this 3644-nucleotide messenger RNA. RefSeq names its product DNA polymerase delta subunit 3. Gene Ontology annotation, cellular component: delta DNA polymerase complex; nucleus. Bases 488 to 1876 code for a protein of 462 amino acids. Gene Ontology annotation, molecular function: DNA-directed DNA polymerase activity. Gene Ontology annotation, biological process: DNA synthesis involved in UV-damage excision repair; DNA replication; nucleotide-excision repair, DNA gap filling. Lineage: Eukaryota; Metazoa; Arthropoda; Insecta; Lepidoptera; Bombycidae. The transcript has a single exon. The record is from RefSeq and is a predicted model, not a curated record.